Molecule: messenger RNA, 1219 nt
Organism: Telopea speciosissima
Lineage: Eukaryota; Viridiplantae; Streptophyta; Magnoliopsida; Proteales; Proteaceae
Product: anamorsin homolog
Exons: 7
Coding region: 219-1025 (268 amino acids)
Biological process (GO): iron-sulfur cluster assembly
Cellular component (GO): cytoplasm
Molecular function (GO): iron-sulfur cluster binding; S-adenosylmethionine-dependent methyltransferase activity
Source: RefSeq, a predicted model, not a curated record
CAUUUUCUCCAGCAAAUCGCUUGCUCACCGACCGAAAUUUUAUUAUUUCAUUUAUUGUUUCGUAGAGAAGAAUCCAGAGGAGCUAGCUUUUCCGUAACGCUGUUUUGUGAUCGAUCAGAUUUCAGGAAUAGAGAAGAGGGAGCCAACCCUUAUUGCGUUCGUUGUCAAGGUUUAGGGUUUUAUCGGUGCUUUUGGCAUUGAAAGUUGAAACACCAGCCAUGGAUGCAAGUGCAAUGAAGGGAAAUAUUCUGGCGCUCACGGAUGAAGUGGUCUUACCCGUGGCUGCAGUUUUGACUGCAAUUAAGGCGCUUGAGAGUGAAGGGACUGUUCAGAAUGAUCCUCUAAUCAUCACCCAAUCCUCGUCUUUAAAAGAGCUACCAGUUCAGACCUCCUCUGUGGACAUUGUUGUCUCAAUCUCAAGGACACUUGAACUUCUUGGAGAUAAUUUGCUUGAAGAGAUAUCCAGAGUGUUGAAACCUGGUGGGACGGUCCUAAUUCAGAGUCUGCAGCAACCAAGCUCUACUCUUGAGCGCAGAAUACUGAUAGCAGGAUUCCUUGAACCCCAAGUACUCCAACUAAAACCAUUUUUACGACAGGAAGAUGUUCUGCCCCUUACGAUUAAGGCCAAAAAACCUUCUUGGAAGAUUGGUUCGUCAUUUUCCAUCAAGAAGAAAACACAAAGUUUGCCAAAGGUCCAAAUUGAUGAUGACAUGGAUCUUAUUGAUGAAGACAGUCUUUUGACUGAGGAAGACUUGAAGAAACCACAAUUGCCACCUGUUGGUGAUUGUGGAGUUGGAAGGACAAGGAAAGCUUGUAAGAAUUGCAGUUGUGGGUGGGCUGAUGCAGAUCAGAAAGUGCAGCUGGGGGCCACUGCAGAACAGCUGGACAACCCUCAAUCUGCAUGUGGUAGUUGUGGACUAGGGGAUGCAUUCCGGUGCAGUACAUGCCCUUACAAGGGUCUCCCUCCAUUCAAGUUGGGUGAGAAGGUAUCGCUCUCUGGGAACUUCCUUCUUGCUGACAUUUGAUUUUUGGGAGGACAAACUUGGUAGACGCUUUGCGUUAUUGAGGACCUCGAGUUUUGAGGCUAAGAGGAGUGCUAUGGCAUGGUAGUCUUGUCUUCAAGUUAUUUGACGUACCGUCGUCAUUAGACGAUAUAGGAAUUAGAUUCAAAGAUUGAAAUACAUCAAAACAGAUAUGCCCUUGUCAUUCUGCUUUGUGU